AAUACAAAUAAUGGAGACGUAACGGCGGCGCGGCGGCGGCAGAAAUGGAAAUCGCCCAGAGAAUAUCUCACCGCAUAUUUCCAAGUUCGUUGAGGCGCGGCCUUACGAAUCCCAUUUCGAGAAAACCCUACUUGACCCGACCCGUAAUCCGACCCAUUACAACGCGGAACCGCAGCAGAUCCGGAUUGGCAGCCCGGGCGGGUUGGUUUCUGGGUAUGGGCGAAAAGAAGAAUGAGCUGCCGGAGAUCGUGAAGGCCGGCGACCCGGUGCUCCACGAGCCCGCCCAGGAGGUCGGGUUGGAGGAAAUCGGGUCGGAGCGGAUCCAGAAGAUCAUUGAUGAUAUGGUGAAGGUGAUGAGGAAGGCGCCUGGAGUUGGACUUGCCGCCACCCAAAUUGGGAUUCCAUUGAGGAUAAUUACUUUGGAAGAUACAAAGGAAUACAUUGAUUACGCCCCGAAGGAGGAUAUCAAGGCGCAAGAUCGAAGGCCUUUUGAUCUUUUGGUUGUGAUAAAUCCGAAGCUAAAAAAGAAGGGCGACCGAUCUGCCUUCUUCUUCGAAGGUUGUUUGAGUGUUGAUGGUUUUAGAGCAUUAGUCGAGCGACACUUAGAGGUUGAAGUUACCGGUUUUGAUAGAAAUGGAAAACCUUUAAAAAUAGAUGCUUCGGGAUGGCAAGCUCGAAUAUUUCAACAUGAAUGUGAUCAUUUGGAUGGAACUAUUUAUGUCGACAAGAUGGUUCCAAGAACAUUCCGGACUGUGGAAAACUUGGACUUGCCUCUUGCUUUCGGGUGCCCCAAAAUCGGCGUUCGAUAAUGCAUUUUCCAAAUAUGUAAAGUUUUAAAAAUCUCAUUGCGAUUAUUUGGAACAUUUCUUGUGCAAUGUUGCCGGUGAGCUCGAUUUUAUUGUA
Messenger RNA from Andrographis paniculata, 903 nucleotides. RefSeq names its product peptide deformylase 1A, chloroplastic. Gene Ontology annotation, molecular function: peptide deformylase activity. Gene Ontology annotation, biological process: N-terminal protein amino acid modification; peptidyl-methionine modification. Gene Ontology annotation, cellular component: mitochondrion; chloroplast. NCBI's taxonomy places the organism in Eukaryota, Viridiplantae, Streptophyta, Magnoliopsida, Lamiales, Acanthaceae. The coding region runs from base 45 to 809 and encodes 254 amino acids. The record is from RefSeq and is a predicted model, not a curated record. The transcript has 4 exons.